AUGAAAGCGAAGAAUGCCACACUUCUAGCACAACUCGAGAUGUACAAACAACAAGCUAAUCAAAGGAAUGCUCAACUUGCGGUAGUUCAAAUGGGUUGCGAGACUUGUGAUAGGCACGAUCAUUCGGGAAUGGAUUGCCCCGUUCUACAUCAAAACUCAGAUGAGCAAGUCAACUAUGUCAAUGGGAAAAGGCAAGGCAAUGACCCAUAUUCCAACACCUACAAUCCUGGGUGGAGGAAUCAUCCUAACUUUGCGUGGAGGGACAAUUCGGGUCAAGCCAAUGCCAACCCAAACAUGGGAGGAGCAAAAUUUCAAGGAGGAAACCGUGGUCAACCAAACCAAGGCAACUUCAACAACUACCGACCACAACACCCGCCCGGUUUUCAACAAAAUCGGAAUGCGGAUGAAGGGAGCAAAAUCGACAAGUUUAUUGAGGAAGUUAGAGCCGGUUUCAAAAACCAAGCUUCCGUCAAUCACCAUCUCGAGACACAAAUUUCUCAACUUGCCAUCUCGCUUCAAAAUAGAGUUCAAGGCGGUCUGCCUUUUACAACGGAAUCAAAUCCGAGGGAGCAAGUAAAAGCCAUUGAACUCCGAAGCGGGAAAGAACUUGAUGAUCCACAUGCAAGCAAAGAGAAAGUUAUUGAUCUAACAACGGAUAUGAAUGAGGAGGAAGUAACUGAACUUUCAUAUGUUAAACCGCCAAUUCCUCCUCCAUUCGUGCCAAAGGUCCCCUUUCCGGGACGAUUGAAGAAGACGCCAGACAACCAAAAAUUCCAUAAAUUUCUGGAAAUUUUCAAGAAACUCCAAAUCAACAUAAGCUUUGCGGAUGCUUUGCGUGAGAUGCCUCAAUACACAAAAUUUCUCAAAGAAAUCAUAACGAAGAAACGGAGCUGGGACGACAAAGGCACAAUUUCUCUAAUGGAAAAUUGUAGCUCACUCAUCCUUAGUGACUUGCCCAACAAGCUUAAGGACCCAGGGAGGAUAUUUUUGGUGAUCAAACAAUGA
Mercurialis annua (annual mercury) is the source of this 1005-nucleotide messenger RNA. RefSeq lists its product as uncharacterized. The record is from RefSeq and is a predicted model, not a curated record. The transcript is spliced from 2 exons. Bases 1 to 1005 code for a protein of 334 amino acids. Lineage: Eukaryota; Viridiplantae; Streptophyta; Magnoliopsida; Malpighiales; Euphorbiaceae.